Messenger RNA from Trichoderma harzianum CBS 226.95, 1296 nucleotides. RefSeq lists its product as hypothetical. Gene Ontology annotation, biological process: mitochondrion organization. Bases 1 to 1296 code for a protein of 431 amino acids. Gene Ontology annotation, cellular component: SAM complex. The transcript has 2 exons. NCBI's taxonomy places the organism in Eukaryota, Fungi, Ascomycota, Sordariomycetes, Hypocreales, Hypocreaceae. The record is from RefSeq and is a predicted model, not a curated record.
AUGCUGCAUCUUCAUGUCUGGGGCCCGGCCUUUGGCCUACCGUCCAUUGAUGCAGAGUGUUUGGCCAUCAUAACAUAUUUUCACAACGUACUACCCUCGUCAUCAUGGCGCCUCAUCCCCAGCAACGAUCCCGCCGUCAGCCCAUCGAAUCUUCUACCGGCAUUACAGCAUGAAGACAAAUGGAUAAGCGGAUUCCAGCCUAUUAUAGAGUAUCUAACCUCCGCAGCCAUUUGUGACGGCCUGGACGAGACGCUCAGCCCGAUUCAACGGGCAGACAGCGUCGCUUAUAGCGCCUAUCUGAGAGCUCACGCGGGACCUCUCGUUGAUCUAUCAUUAUAUGUCUCUGCGGCAAAUUGGGCUGCUACCACCAGGCCCGCCUAUAGCUUGUUGCUGACUUUUCCCCUGACAUGGACCGUUCCGACGUUGAUCAGAGCGGAGGCUAUCAAGCGCGCAGAGCAUCUUGGCCUGGCCGAGCUGGACACCGAUUUCGAUCCCAAUGGCGGCCUUCAUCUCUCUGCGGGCAGAGAUGCCCUCCCAGAGACCUUCCGGCGGCAUAUUCCUUUGAUGACCAAGAAGACUGUGCACGAAGAGAUGACGCCAGAGCAAGCUAUAGCAAUAAGGCUAUUCGGUCUGACUGAAGAUUGCCUUACCGUGCUGGAUGAUUUGAUGAAAGGGGGGGAUGAAGAGCAUCCUCGAUUCUUCACAGAUGCUGCGGUCUCUUCGCUGGAUUGUUUGGCUUUCGGGUACCUGGCUCUUAUGCAGAAGCCAGCCGUUCCGCGAUCUUUUCUCAAAGACUGGCUAGAGCCGAAAACCCCUAGAUUACACAAAUUCGUCGACUCCAUGCUUGCCGCCAUCACCGCACGCGGCGAUCUUCCCUGGGCAACCUCCGAACCAACAUCCGUCGCUCGCUUUGGCGGCCGCAUUCUCGACUCCGUCUUGCGCCAUAUCCCUAACCUGGGAGAGCAGUAUGCAGCUGAAAUGCGCCAUAGGGCCGAACACCAGAAGACAGGCUUGGACCAGCGAGCUCUCAUGCUAAUCAUGGGCGUAGUCCUUACCGGCUUGGCCACGGGCUAUGGAUUCCAGGCCUACAGGGCGAUGCAGCCGUUUGGAGCAUCGACUCAGUCGUGGAAGCCUAGACGGUCGCGGACAAGAUUGAGCGAGUUUGGACAGCUUGGGUCAAUGUUGAGCAGCGCCAUGGGGCCCUUUCAGCCUGUGCCGAGCGGCCUCGAUGUGGGAGCUCGAGAUCAAGGAGGGCCUAAUGGAAUGCUAGUAGAAGUCGAUUCUGAAGUAGAUUGA